AUUGCAUUGAACCUGAUUUUAAGUUCGGGAUGUGCGCGUAAAUUUCCUCGAAGGUACGAGGUAUGGUCGCCUAAAUACUGAAGCAAUGAAACGUUUUCAUAAGUAGACAUCGGCUUGACUUAGACGACAUUGAAUCUGCGCUUGGCACUACACUUCCAUAGUCUGAUGCUUUGGAGCGGUGACCUUAAAGGGAGCGGAAUGACUGUAUGAAGUAUGGGAGCCCGUCAUGCAAGGAGCUUUGCCGUCGGCGCCUUCCUCUUGGCUACCCUCGUCAUGGGUGGAGGCUAUUUCAUCGAUGAUGUAGAUGAAGAGCUGGAGUGCGACAAACAAGCUGCUAUCACGUGUUACUGGAGAAUCGCCGACAGGUUUGGGAGGAGCCCGUUUGUUUCUAUCCCAGACGAGCCAGAUGACUACCUGACGUCUUUCUGCCAAGUCUCUGAGAGCUCCGAAGAGUUUCCCGAAGACGCAACCUGCAAGGACCACUACGCCGGCUGCAGCGACUCUGAUAAGCAUCAAUUCGCAAUCACGGAAAGAGGCUAUGCUGCUCUCCAAGAAACUGCGACCCUCGCGGACUCCUGCCAGCCCAUCGAGUCCCUGCGAGAAUGCCUCGACCUGGACAUUAUGCGCAAGUGUGACGCACAUCGACCACUUCGAAUAGGAGCAUUUCACGAACGAGUAACGUCGCGGCGAAGAGCGGCUAUACAGCUGAGGGGCUGCCUGCAGAAAGCCGUGAAUAAAUGCGAUCCCACAAAAUACGGGACCGCCAUGGACCGCUUGAAGCGCAUAGCCAACAGCAUCGUGGACCUGAACUCUCCUGUGACGCGACGAUCGGGUGCCGGCAAUGGAGCAUCCGCCUUUGGCGCUACCAUUGCAGUCGUCGGCGCUGCUGUGUUUAUUUGCUUCUUUCAUGCCGAUUUAUACUGGAAGUUUGAUUAG
Messenger RNA from Dermacentor albipictus, 936 nucleotides. RefSeq lists its product as uncharacterized. The record is from RefSeq and is a predicted model, not a curated record. Lineage: Eukaryota; Metazoa; Arthropoda; Arachnida; Ixodida; Ixodidae.